CUGCUUAUAUAAAUAGCGUGUACUGAGCAAUGUUCUUCAAUUACCCACUUCAUAUUUCCCAUUUUUACUAUUGGUUUCAUCUCUCUACUUCCUUGAAUUAUACUUCAUCUUUUCAAAAUAUCUUUUCUCCCAGGAUUGCACAGGAGAUGUGGCUUCAGGGCUUUGCAGUGUAGAGUAGAGAUUUCAAGCUGUACUGCAAUGGGUUAUACCUGCUUUAAUAAAUCAAAUUCUUGCUUUAGUUUGAGGAAGAAUCGUCCCGGCCAUCAACAGCUGGAAGAGAUUGACACCAACAAUGUGAAGGUCUUCUCUUUUAAUUCACUGCGAUCAGCAACAGCGAAUUUCCACCCAUCUAACAGAAUUGGUGGAGGCGGGUUUGGAGUUGUUUAUAGGGGAAUGUUAAGGGAUGGUACUCAAGUAGCUAUCAAAUGUCUUUCUGCUGAGUCAAAGCAGGGAAAACAUGAGUUCAUGACAGAGAUUAGAGUGAUAUCAAAAAUACGGCACCCGAAUCUUGUUGAGCUCAUUGGCUGCUGCAUUGAGGACAAUAACCGAAUACUGGUGUAUGAAUACAUGGAGAACAACAGCCUGACUGCUUCUUUAUUAGGUUCGAAAGGUAAACAUAUUGCAAUGGACUGGUCUAAGAGAGCUGCUAUUUGCCUUGGUACCGCUACUGGUCUUACAUUUCUUCAUGAUGAAGUUGAGCCACAUAUAGUGCAUAGAGAUAUUAAGGCUAGUAACAUACUUCUUGACGGUAAAUUACAGCCGAAAAUAGGGGAUUUUGGGCUGGCAAAACUUUUUCCAGACAAUGUCACCCAUGUUACUACUCGAGUGGCAGGAACAGUAGGAUAUCUGGCCCCAGAGUAUGCGCUACUAGGACAGCUUACGAAAAAGGCUGAUGUGUAUAGUUUUGGUGUGCUCAUACUCGAAAUAAUUAGCGGGAGAAGUAGCAAUAAGGCAGCAUUUGGAGAGGAUCUGUUGAUUUUGGUUGAAUGGACAUGGAAACUAAAGAAGGAAGAAAGGCUCCUGGAUCUUGUUGAUCCUGAACUGGUAGAAUAUCCGGAGGAUGAAGUACAACGCUUCAUAAAAGUUGCAUUAUUUUGUACGCAAGCAGCUGCGCACCAAAGACCGACAAUGAAGCAAGUAGUGGAGAUGCUUUCCAGAAAUGUCAAUCUUAACGACAAGGCACUAACAGAACCAGGGAUAUACAGGAACAAAUCUACUCAUCAUUCAGGUGGUGGUAGUUCAGAUAACACAUCAUCUUCGCAGAAGAAAAAAGGCAAGCAAUCGGUAAAUCAUCUUGUAAGCUCUACCGAGUUAGAUAGUACUCAGAGUGUAACACGGAUGCUUCCCAGGUGAUGCCUGUCUAGUUCCUUGCAGAAAAUGUUUUUCUUUUUGACUUUUUAACUUUUUUUUACCAAAUAGUCAAAAUUUAGGAAAAUUCUGCAGUUUCCUAGCUAGUUAAUUCUUACACCCUCAUGCCUGUAUUCUUCCUCAACUGUGUUCAUGGGAAAAAAUAAGGUUUUCGUUGAAAGAAUGACCAAGGGUUGAUUAGGAAUAAGGUUGAUUGUAUCAAUCCGACAUGUAAACAUAAUCAUUUCAGGAUUUUUCGCCAAGAAAACGGAAUUGAGUAAGUACCUCUUCUAGUUUCAUGAUUGUUUACUACAUUUGGCUAAUAAUGCAAGUGGAUUCCGUUCGAAGGUUGAAUUCUGUUCAUUUGAAAAAAUUGUUAUGUCACAAUCUGUGUACUGCUUGCCUUUUUCUGCCGUCUUCUAUCUACUUAAUAUUGGUUAUAUUAAUUUGCAUUACUUGUCUCUCAAGUUAUGCUUGUAAUUGGUCUAUGUAUUGGUUGGUCAGUGCUAUUUUCUUAAUAAGAAUGAAUCUUAA
Mercurialis annua (annual mercury) is the source of this 1881-nucleotide messenger RNA. Its product is annotated as putative serine/threonine-protein kinase. Lineage: Eukaryota; Viridiplantae; Streptophyta; Magnoliopsida; Malpighiales; Euphorbiaceae. The transcript has 7 exons. The coding region runs from base 199 to 1353 and encodes 384 amino acids. Gene Ontology annotation, biological process: protein phosphorylation. Gene Ontology annotation, molecular function: protein kinase activity; ATP binding. The record is from RefSeq and is a predicted model, not a curated record.